AUGUGGGCCCCAUUAUCAUAUACUAGACCAGAAUCUCAGAAGACUGACUUGACGUCGUUGUUUUCUACCGAUCAAGAGCAAAACCCAUUAAAUGAUUACCAGUAUCAGAUCAACAUCAGGGAAUUGGAGGAUUACUACAACAAGACCAUUUUAAACGAGGACAACAUACAGGAAACGAGUAGCGAGAUAUCUUCGGCAGUUUCGCUCUCUCCACCAAAGCAUAAGAACGCUAUUCAGCCAGGGCUACUCUAUGAUCCACAAUUGAUAAACCCUUUCCUUCCAUCCGCCAGCCUGAAUAACAGUGCACCCAGUACUUUUAAGAAGAAACUGGAGGUACGGAUAAAUCCAGAUUACGUCCCAAAAUCUUCACAAUUGCCAUUAACUUCACAGAAUUUGCAGCAGUUAUCUCAACAAAAACUCAAAGAUGAUGCUCCUUUUUCAUCACAGAAGGAAUCUUCAGCUCAACCCAAAGUGAAAAGCCAACUGCAGGAAACCCCAAAACAACUAUACAAGACAGAACUGUGCGAAUCGUUCACAUUAAAGGGAAGUUGUCCCUAUGGCAGCAAGUGCCAGUUUGCUCACGGACUUGGAGAAUUGAAGGUCAAGAGAUCGUGUAAGAAUUUCAGGACGAAGCCCUGUGUGAAUUGGGAGAAACUAGGUUAUUGUCCUUAUGGCAGAAGAUGCUGCUUCAAACAUGGUGACGACAACGACAUUGCUGUUUACGUAAGAGCUGGUACUUACUGUAACGUCUCUUCGACCAGCAAGCAAUCUGACGAAAAGAGAAGCAAUGGUCGGAGCUCCACCAAGAAGAAGAAUCUAAAUGUUAAGGUGAAAGCUUUACAGAGGAUGACCUGGUAA
Molecule: messenger RNA, 858 nt
Organism: Saccharomyces paradoxus
Lineage: Eukaryota; Fungi; Ascomycota; Saccharomycetes; Saccharomycetales; Saccharomycetaceae
Gene: TIS11
Product: Tis11p
Exons: 1
Coding region: 1-858 (285 amino acids)
Molecular function (GO): mRNA binding; metal ion binding
Source: RefSeq, a predicted model, not a curated record